This is a messenger RNA of Passer montanus (Eurasian tree sparrow), 1654 nucleotides long. It is a transcript of the gene TCF24, whose product is annotated as transcription factor 24. Gene Ontology annotation, molecular function: protein dimerization activity; DNA-binding transcription factor activity, RNA polymerase II-specific; RNA polymerase II transcription regulatory region sequence-specific DNA binding. NCBI's taxonomy places the organism in Eukaryota, Metazoa, Chordata, Aves, Passeriformes, Passeridae. The record is from RefSeq and is a predicted model, not a curated record. Gene Ontology annotation, biological process: regulation of transcription by RNA polymerase II; developmental process.
GUCGCUGCAGCCCGGGCUGGAGCGGGGAGCCCGGGGCCAGGUGCGACCCGGCCCCGCCGCGCCCACCGGCCGCGACGCCCUAUAAACACCGGGGCGCGACGGGGCCGGGGCGCCGGAACCUCCGCAGCGGGCGGGAGCGGCCCAGGAUUUGAUUUCAUAUAGAUGUGAAGCUCCUAAACCAGAAACUCCUGUUUCCAAGGGCACCCCAGGAGAUGAGGUUUUUAGGCUGUCACAGGAAGAACACACACUCCUAAGACGUGAAAACCAGGCUCUGGGACACCCACAAGGGCUGCUUGGCUGAGGACAACAGGAUCAGGACGCUCCCCCGAUGGACUGCGGGCGCCUGGCAGAGAGCAGCGAGGAGCUGGGCAGCCCGGGGGCCGGGGCCGAGGCCGCGCCGCCGCGCUCGGGCGGCAGCAGCUCGGCGGCCCCCCCCGCCGCCGCCAACGCCGCCCGCGAGCGCAGCCGCGUGCAGACCCUGCGCCACGCCUUCCUGGAGCUGCAGAGGACGCUGCCCUCCGUGCCGCCCGACACCAAGCUCUCCAAGCUGGACGUGCUCCUCCUGGCCACCACCUACAUCGCGCACCUCACCCGCAGCCUGCAGGAUGAGGAGGAGCCGCCGGGAGAGGGCCUGGGCACACUCCGCGGGGAUGGGUACCUCCACCCGGUCAAGAAGUGGCCCAUGCGUUCCAGGCUGUACAUUGGAGCCACGGGACAGUUUCUGACUCACUCAGCACAAGGAGACAGCACAAACCGUGGGGAAACAUCAACAUCUUCACAGAUCUGACCUCCCUUCUUGCUUUGAAAAAAAUGGUUAUUUAUUACACCUUAUAUAAAUAUAUAUUUAAGUUAAAAAAUCAGUAUCUACAGACAAACUGUAAUUCCUGAAAUGCUGUUUGUGAGGAAAAGAAAUUGAUUCUUAAAUGUAAUUAAUACCUCAUUAAGUUAACGUGACACAUCAAUGGUUUCUAUCACUGCUGCGAUCUGAAUGAGGGGGAGUGGGAGGUGGUGACUGCAGCCAGCAGAGUGAAGUAUCCCUGUCCUCUCUGGGACAAGCCCUGUAAGAAAAGAGAGGAGGAGUUAUGUGCUAAAGGCCAAGUACAGGGCAAAACAGGCUUAGGUGAAAAGAGAAGGGCAAGGCUAAAAAUAGCAACUGUAAUCCCACACAGACUUUCUCCACUGCUUAAAGCCGAUGGCAGAAAUGCCCUGAUUAAAGCUGUCAGGCCAGGGCUCCAGCCAUCGGAUAGUCCUACACUUUUGUAGCUAUUGCUGGGAAUAUGGAUGCAUGUUCAUGGAGUAAAAAUGUGCUCAGAGAGCUGUCCCCCCUGCACAGAGUGCUGCUCAAUUUGGGCACUGCUUGUACCCACCCGCAGGACCGAGCUGCAUGUCACGGGCUCAGCCUGUGUUUGCUCCCUGGCACAGCCACGUGUCUGCUCACCACACCAUGGCCCAUUUCAUUAAAGGGGUUCACGUGUUGGAGCAGGGGAACCCAAAGUGUUGGCUUGUUCACUUAAACAUCUCUAUUUAGGCAAAGAUGCUGAAACUAAAUGCACAAAUGUCAUCUGUUAUAUCUGUUCUGUAAAACACUGUACUUCUCAUAUGGUUUGUUAUUGCUGAGGUAAAUGUUCUAUUAAAUAUUAUUCAGUGAAUAUUA